Drosophila virilis is the source of this 3271-nucleotide messenger RNA. It is a transcript of the gene insc, whose product is annotated as inscuteable. Lineage: Eukaryota; Metazoa; Arthropoda; Insecta; Diptera; Drosophilidae. The record is from RefSeq and is a predicted model, not a curated record. Gene Ontology annotation, cellular component: apical cortex. Gene Ontology annotation, molecular function: cytoskeletal adaptor activity. Gene Ontology annotation, biological process: establishment of mitotic spindle orientation; regulation of asymmetric cell division; apical protein localization.
GCCUCGGCACAGUCAUUCGGCCGCAAACGUUCGAACAACGCAGACGCAAACGCAGCGAUCGUCGCGUUUCAUUCACAACGACAAUUCAUUCACCCGGUUUUACGUAUUUUCGUGUGUUCGCUGUUUACCGUUACUCCAGUGUAAAACUAUUUACAAUAUACAUAAAUAUAUUUAAGCGGGUGUCCCAACCCCCUACACCCCCUCAACUGUUCAUUGUGCUUUGUGUGUUUGUGUACCAUAUACGUAUGACACGUGCUUGAAAUACAUAUUUCCCACCGUAUCAACGGCAAUAUAAACUUGGGAUUACCUUGACUUUGUUUAUCGAUAACCGACAACAACAUUAACGGCAUGUCCUUUCAGCGCAGCUACAGCAAGGUCUGGUGGGGCUCCGAUAGCCAACAGCAGACGGGCAGCAACAGCAACAGCAUCAGCUUCACCAGCGGCGGCCUCUACUCGCAUUACAAUUACAAAGUCGUCAACCAGCAGCUGGCACAGCAACAGCCACAUCCACAUCCACAGUCACAGCAGCAGCCCGCAUCGCUGGACAGCGCUCUGCAGCGGCAUCUGGGCCAACAGGCUGGCAAUUUGUCCAGCAUACAGGAGGUGGACGAUGAGCAGAACAGCUCCAAGAUGUCCUGGCACAAGCACGACAGUCCCGGCAGUCUGCGCAGUCAGGACUCGGGCUUCUCGGACAAUGAGGAGCAUCACAAUAGCCAGACGGCAACUGCUGCGGUUGCCACGGAUGGCGGUACGCCCAGUGCCUCGCCCACAUCGUUGCGUUCGGUGGCCACGCCGCCCACUGUCAUACGCCGCGUGGGCAACUCGUCCUUCUACUCGCCGCUGGUCAGCGUGACGCGUCGCAUUUCCUUUAGCGGCCUGCAGACGAGCCAACAGACAGCUGCGGAUGGCGAUCUGGAGGAGCUAGAGCUGGAGGUGAGUCAUAGUCGCCUGUUUGUGCAACUGGAUAGCAUGCAGCUCGACGAAGAUAAGCAGUUGACUAUCAAUCCGGCCACGCCGCCGCGGCCUGCAGUGCGAAGACGCAAGCGUCUGGCGCGCAAAGCCGCCAAGCUGGCGGCCGAGGAGGAACACUCGGCCAGCGAUGGGGAGACGCCCAUAACGCCGCCGCCGCCGUACAACAACGAGACCGUGUACUUGGGUGAGGCGCCGCCGCCCUACAACAACGAAACGGUCACCUUUGGCAUGGAACAGCAGGAGGAGAAGGAGGAGGAGGAGGAGCCGCUCUCGCCGCUGCGCAGUCGCUUCACGGCCAGCACCAGCACGCCCAAGGCGCGCGGCAAACCCAAGCCCAAGCCCAAGUCGAAGCCGGCAGCUCAGCUGCAGGCGGCGCACAGCUGGCGCUCGGAGCAGCGCUGGAACUGUGAGCCGGAAGUCAUGUGCAUGCUGCAGCACAAGUCGAUUGCCCAGGAGGCGUACAAGAACUACACGAUCACGACCAGCGCAGUGGCCAAGCUGAUGCGCCAGCUGCAGCAGCAGGCGCUCCAAUUGCAGUCGCACUUCGAGCGCUGCGAGCGCGUGCUGAGCGGCACGCAGACCACGACGCUGCCGGAGGCGCUGGCGGGCGCCACACAGCUGCUGCUGCAUCUGGAGGAGUUCACCAGCGUGCUGGAGCGUCGCAGCAUCUUCUUCAAUGAUGCGCGCGUGGAGCGCCGGCGCUAUGAGCAGCAUCUGGAGCAGAUACGCACGGUGGGCAGGGACACGCGCUAUUCGCUGGAAAGGCAGCACUAUAUCAAUCUGGAGUCGCUGCUGGACGAUGUGCAGCUGCUCAGGCGGCAUACGCUGAUCACGUUGCGGCUGAUCUUUGAGCGGCUCGCUCGCAUUCUGGUACUGGCCAUCGAGCAGAGCCGCUGCGAUCUGCUGCUGCGCGCCAAUAUCAAUAUGCUGGCCACGCUGAUGAACAUCGAUUACGAUGGCUUCGGCUCGCUGGCGGAUGCUUUUGUCCAGAACGAGGCUGUGCGUGCCUUGCUGCUGAUCGUGCUCGAUCACAAGCUGAGCUCGGUGCGCGCUUUGGCCCUGCGCGCUCUGGCCACGCUCUGCUGUGCCCCGCAAGCCAUCGCCCAGCUGGGCACCUGCGGCGGCAUCGAGAUUGUACGCGACAUAUUGCAGCCGGGCGGCGGCGGCAGCCAGGAGCGCGGCGCCAUCGAACGACGUGAGGCCGUUUCGCUGCUUGCCCAAAUCACGGCCAGCUGGCAUGGACCCGAACAUCGUGUGGCCGGGCUAAGAGACUGCGCCGAGACUCUGGUUGCCGGGCUGGCGGCUCUGCUGCAGCCGGACUGCUGCGAGCAGACGCUGCUGCUGUGCGCCGCAGCACUCAACAAUCUAAGCCGCAUGGAGGUCACCUCGCACUACUCCAUCAUGUCGAACGAGGCCAUCUUCAAGCUGAUUUCAACGCUCGAACAUCAGGGCAGCGGCAUCAGCGUAUUUCUUUAUGAACAAAUCGUUGGGAUGCUGCACAACAUGUCGCUGAACAAGAAGUGCCACAGCCACUUGGCCAAUGGCAUCAUCAUAAAUUUCAUCACGUCCGUUUACCAAACGGAAUUCUACAAGACCUACGACUCACGUGCCGAAUGCGAUGCCCAGCGGCGCAGCAUUAAGGCGAUACUCUAUACGCUGACACGACUCGUCCAGGACUCGCAUCAGCUGGGCGCCGAGCUGCUGGAGCAGUGGCAUCUACCGGAUUUGCUGCGACAAUCCCUCGCAGCGGCAGCGCCCGCAAAUGCCGGACGCUCGUCCAGCUCUGGCCAGUUGGAUCUGAGCGCUGGCUACAGCGGCGACAUUUCGCAUCUGGCGCGACAAUUGCUCCAAGCACAUCAGCGGGAGCAGCUGCUGUUGGGUGUCGAUGUGGGCGUGGGCGUGGCCGAUGGGUCAGCAUUUAGCAGCAGCCACCAGACGCCCGAGGCUCAAGCAAGCAGCAGUAGAAGGACAACAAGGACCUUGCCGUCGACGACGUUGAAAUUGAAUUUAACACGUCAGGAGAGUUUUGUCUAGUUUUUGGUAUUUUUUUUAUUUAUUUUUUUGCAAAACCACCUGAGUGGCUGCGUCUGGGGCACGUUCCGUUCGGUCCGAACGUGCAUCAAGUGUUAUUGCUUGUCUGGGCACUGCGUGACCCAUUUUUCCCAUAGAUACACAAACACACACACACACAUCCUGCUACGAUACUUAUCCUUAGCCCAGCUUGUAAAUGUAAAACGAAGUAAUUUUUAUAUUUUCGACCAAGCAAAAGGCAUAAGAAAUACAAAUUGUUGUUCUAUUA